ACGGGUGAUGUCCCAAUGACCACUAAUAACCCAAACAGAGGCAUAAGCUUGUCAUGUGCGGCUAUCAUAUGACAUUCCAUACAUAUAUACCUGUUGAAUUCGUUUAACCUCAUUUUAAUUUAAAAAUUUUCGGAAAGGAUAUCUGCGCAUUUGAAGGACGAAUUUCCCGCUGGUCCUCUCUAGCUACAAAAGACUUCUAAGCAGUUUCCACUGAGAAAGGCCGUUUGUCUUUGAGGAAGUUCACAAGUGAAGGGGAGAGUUCUUGAUAUAUUUUUGCGUGUUUGAAAGUGCUCCGAGAGAAAUGAAGGGCGCCAACGGGCAGAUCUUACGGGCUGGCUACUUGUUGAAGCAAAGCCGAGACGUUCUGAAGCAAUGGCAUCGCCGUUAUUUUGUCCUGAGCAAAGAAUGCUUGUGCUACUAUCACACAGAGGAGGAAUCGAUGGAAAACGCGCCUAAAGAAGUCAUAUUCUUCAAUGAUAUGUCGUUGUAUAUAGACGAGUUACCGGACAAGCAAACUAAGUACUGCCUAAGGAUCGUUAAACACUCACUAUCACCCAAGAUCACAGAUCGGACAUUUUUAUUGUGUUGCUCUUCCCAGGAAGAGAGAAAUGACUGGUUGACGCAGAUUCUACACGCAAAAGCGCUCGCUUUAGUCGUCGAUCCAACAGCUUGGGUGGAAGGCAAGCGUCCGGAGAAAUUAACAGAAGACGUGGACUUUGAGUUUCAGUCUAGCUGCGGUCAGACUAGCGUCCGGUUCACCUCCGCGAAAGAGGUUUUACAGAAAUGCCGACGGAAACUUUCGAUAGGCACGCGGGCUUUUCCAAUUAGCCUAGUUCCCGCUCACGUGGACAUGAACAGAAGUCCGAAGUCCUUAACCCUGAGUCGGGAAUUGAGGAAUGUGAUAAUGGUGUCUUAAAAUGACAUUAACAGUGGUCUCGUAGAGGUGGCUUCAACAAUCCACGUGAUGACAUAAAAGCACUCAAACAUUUGAGGAGAAUCUUGAACAUCUGAACUUAAAAAGCAAGAAUUCAAAGACGAACUUAUGAAAUAAGCAGUUUAUUUGUGGUAGUAGCAGUGUAUUUUCACUAACUUUAAAACUCCUUCGUGAGGAAAGCUUAUAUUUAAAUAUUCCUGCUCGAGUCUUCUGCUUCUUUAAACAGUUCUCGCAUUUAGAAGUAACUCAAACUUUUUAUGCUUUAGGGCAGAAGAUGCCUUGUAGUUAAUAAAGGAGUGCGCUUGUAAAUUGGCCAGAUUGAAGAGACAAACCUUAGAGAACUGAAAAAUACAUCCCUGCGAGUUGUAUUUAAUGCUUAUAGCGAUGGUGCAUAGCCCCCUUAAACUUGUAUUUAAUGUUUAUAGCAUUCUGCAUAGCCCCCUUAAAAUGCUUUAUACAUCUGGACUUAAAUGUACGCAUAUUUUAUGUGUAACUAGACCUUUCCUUGUUAUCUAUUUGUAUAGGUUUAUUUUGAUAUUACAUAGUUUUAUCUAUUUAUUUUUUUAAUCUUAAAUUACAGUAUCCAAAAUAUGCAGGUAUGUUUUAAGAUUAAAUAAUGUUAUUUAGUCUAUUUCAUGUUAAGUUAUUUCCCACAGUUAGCUUUGUCCAAGAUAAAUAAAUCUGAAACUAAUUAUAGAUGACCCAUA
Molecule: messenger RNA, 1641 nt
Organism: Orbicella faveolata
Lineage: Eukaryota; Metazoa; Cnidaria; Anthozoa; Scleractinia; Merulinidae
Product: switch-associated protein 70-like
Source: RefSeq, a predicted model, not a curated record